Molecule: messenger RNA, 1092 nt
Organism: Cyclocybe aegerita
Lineage: Eukaryota; Fungi; Basidiomycota; Agaricomycetes; Agaricales; Hemipholiotaceae
Source: the annotation of a GenBank genome assembly
AUGGAGAACGCAACUUCGACGAACGUAAACAAGAAACUCAUUCUCGUCAUUGGGGCGACCGGCGCGCAGGGUAUGGAGGUCGUCCCAGCCCUUCUAGCGCCAAACGAGGACGGGACUCCCUCACCUUACGCUGUCCGCGCCGUUACUCGUGAUCCGGAAAAUAAGCGCGCAAAGGAGCUGCAGGCCAUGGGCGCUGAGUUGUUCAAAGGAUCCUUCUACGACGUGAACGCCAUGGCCAAAGCGUUCGAUGGUUGUUAUGGCGCGUUCGUCAAUACGGACACUUACACCGUCGGCGAGGAGAAGGAGAUUUGGUCUGCUAUCAAGCUAUAUGAGAUCGCUAGACGCACACCGAGCAUGCGGCAUUUCGUAUGGAGUAAUCUCGACUAUGGUAGCAAGUUGGGGGAUUUCAACCCGAUUUACAAGUCGGAGCACCAUGAUGCAAAAGGGAUCGUAAAUGAUUUCCUCAAGAGUCAGCCUUCGUACCUCGGCGAUAGGCUGACUUGGACCUCCCUCACAUCAUGCGUCUAUUUCGAGAUGCUUAAAUACCCUCUCUGUGGUCCGCUGAACAUACGUGAGGAUGGCACGGUCGUAUUCGCCACUCCUCUCGGGAACGGACAUGUCCCAAUGAUUGCUCUGUCCGACCUGGCAUGGUGGAACCGCCACGUCCUCAACAACCGCGAGGCAAACUCUGGCAAGGAACUCCUCGUCGCAAGCGACUGGGUCGGGUGGGACUAUCUGGUCGAUACAUUCACCAAGGUCACAGGAAAGCCCGCAGUAUACCGACGCCUGUCGCUCGACCAGUGGUUUGCCUGUAUGACGGGCCACGAGAGGCCUAUUGCGAACGAGAAGAAGACCGGCGAUGGCUCGACCACUAUUCGGCAGAGCUUCUCCGGAUUCUGGUGCCUUUGGAGAGAUGACAUGAUUAAGAGGGACAUGGAAUGGAUCAGGAGCACUCAUCCUGAAUCGCUGACGGUUGGCGAGUGGAUGAAGAGAGAAAAGUACGAAGGGAAGAUCGGGGCCACCGCGCUCAAGAAUGCAGAGGACGGAAAAGGCCGCGUUGUACCGAACAAAUCCGUGACAUCUUUAUUGUAA